Molecule: messenger RNA, 1207 nt
Organism: Medioppia subpectinata
Lineage: Eukaryota; Metazoa; Arthropoda; Arachnida; Sarcoptiformes; Oppiidae
Source: the annotation of a GenBank genome assembly
AUGUGCAAUUUGGAAAAGUCACUCAAACGAGACGCCAAUGAAAUUGGCAGCAAUUAUACUAUAUUUGGAGGUUUGGCACACAUUCUCGCAUACAUUUCUAUGGCAUUAAAGUGUAUGAAACAAAUGCUUCUCAAUUAUCGCAAACAUAUCACCAGUGAAUCCAAUGGCCAAUCAGUCAAAUAACAAGAAACAAUCCAAUGAAGUGAAGAGAAGUAACUCAAAAACAACUCAUUUAACAAAUCCAGUAAAACCACAGCUAAGAUCAAAAACAGUACAAAAAUCAUACAAAAAGUGUGAUUUAAAUAAUCAAAAACAUCCGACAAUUGCUUUCAUUGAGAAAUCUCACAAUGAGUUCAAAAGAUUAAAGACUAAAACAGCGAAAGGAUUGUUGUCUCAAAUCUCGGAUCUGUUUGAAAGCGAGAGUUUCGCUGAUAUAUCUAUAAUUAGAGGCAAAUAUCGGAAACGAGUUCAUAGUUGUCUUCUUUACGCACGAAUCCCAUCGCUAUUCACACAAAUCUUAAGCUUAAAUCUGAAUAAAAAUGCAUUUAAUCCGAAAACACAUGAAUAUUGUGUUCGCAUUCCUCCAGAAAUAAAAGAAUUAGAAUUAAAGGAAUUGAUUCAUAAAAUAUAUUCAGACGAUUCCGCAAACGAUAUGGAAAAAGACGAAAACGAUUUGAUGUCUAAAAUAGAAAUUUUAAACAAAACAUUUAACGAACCAAUCGGUGAUUCUUUGUGUGAUUUUACGGAAUCCGUUGAAAAUAAUUCCCAAAUGAAUUUAAGCGCAAAUUCUGUAUCAGAUAAUCGUUCAGAGGAUGAACGCGACGAAUACGACAAUUAUGGCAAUUCUGGUGAUAAUGACGGCCAUAAUGAGGGACAAGAGUCUGGAGCCGCGAGGAAAAGUCAUAUGGUUAGAAGCGGUACUUUUGAACUCUUGACAUCAAUCCAUUCCUCCGAAGAUAAUAAUGAUCUCAGAAAUAAUGAUAAUAACUGUAAAACCAAUGAUGAAAUUGAAUUAUUGGAUUCAAUUGAACAAAAUAUUCAAAAUAUCGAUUUAAACGAAACCAUUGAUCAUAAAAACAACAGAAAAAAGUCAAAUGAUUUGACUCCAAAUACGUCCACGAAUUCAAUGUUUUCACUAUUCAUUGAUAUUAACGAACCGACGGUUGAUAUUCGGGAACCAGAAAGACCUCAAACCACUAAAGAUGAC